Rhizoctonia solani is the source of this 819-nucleotide messenger RNA. Its product is annotated as NmrA-like family domain-containing protein 1. Bases 1 to 819 code for a protein of 272 amino acids. NCBI's taxonomy places the organism in Eukaryota, Fungi, Basidiomycota, Agaricomycetes, Cantharellales, Ceratobasidiaceae. The record is from RefSeq and is a predicted model, not a curated record. The transcript has 6 exons.
AUGGCCAAGACUAUCGCGCUCGUUGGAGCCAAUGGGCUUGUCGGGAAAAGCUUCGCCAACAGUUUCCUCGACCAAGGCCUCGACCUUCGCAUCCUUGCUCGGGUUGAAUCAACCGAAUCCGCUGUGCUAAAAGAGUUAACAUCUCGUGGCGCAUCAGUGCAUGGAAUCUCAUAUGAAGAUGAAUCGAGCCUCAUCAAAGCCCUUCAAGGAGUGGAUGUCCUAGUUUCUACAGUCUCUGUGGCCGUAUUGACGACCCAAUUAGUCCUGAUCAAAGCCGCAAACAUCGCCGGAGUCAAGCUAUUCUUUCCAAGUGAGUACGGUAAUGUGUACGACCACCCCUCUAAUGAGAUAUCUCCAUAUCUUCAGCUCAAGAAAACAAUCAUCAACUCUGCUAAGGAAUUAGGUCUACCAUAUGCCGUAUUAAGCACAGGUGGAUUUCCUAACCUUUCUUUCCCGGUCGAUGUGUGGGGAGACGGGAAUGCAAAACUCACAUGGACAACUAUACCUUCGACUGCGAACUGGAUCGCCAAUGUGUUGAAGAGUGUCUCAAUUGAGCAACUCCAAAACAAACAUCUACGCAUACAAGGUGAUUCUGCAAGCGCAAACGAAAUCGUGAAGUUGUGGGAAAAGAAACACAAUAGCAAAUUAGAGGUCGUAUACCACCCGACCACAGAGUUAGAUGAGCGGCUGAGCGCGGACAAAAACGAUAUACUCGCUAUCAUCCUUCGUGAAUGGGCCUCGGGCCGCGGAGAAAUUGGAGGAAAGGAUAAUGGGCCUUAUCCUAGCUGGAAACCAGAUACCGUUGAAAGUGUGCUGUAA